CCCGAAGUCGACCUAAAAAAAAAAUGGAGACGGAGAUUCAGCAGAAAAAGCAAGAAAUCUGUCAUCUUCCUCACUGUUGUCGCAGAUGUGUGGACUUUCCCGCCAAAACAAUCCACCAUUAACGGUCACCGCAACCACCGCAGCACCAUGAUCGUACCUCACGUCUCAUUUCUGUUCAAAUCUUCGGUCUUCAUACUUCUUCUGUCCCUCUCUCUCCUCCAUUUCAAGCCCCCGCAAAAUACGCGCCAAACCCUAGCCCUAACGCAUAACCGAACUGAAACAGUUAGCGGAGCGGCUCCGAGAAACUAUAUAGUCCGGUUCAGGGAGUACAAGCAGGCCUCGGAUUACCGCUCUUACCUGGAAACGAGUCUGCGAUCUGAGGGGUGGAAAUGGAUCGAGAGGCACAAUCCGGCGGCCAAGUACCCGACGGAUUUUGGGCUGGUAGCCAUCGAGGAAGCUUCCAAAGAUGGAGCGAUAAUGGAGAUUGAGAAGCUGGGACUAGUUAAGGAUGUGAAUCUGGAAGUUAGCUACAACAGGGGUUUGCUUGCCGGUUCUUUUGAGGACGGGAAAAAAGGGCCGGGGAAGAUUUUAACUUCGAUGUCUUUUAGCGAAGGGGAACAUUCUUAUGAGUCAGAAUUGAGUAAUUCUUCGAUUCAUUGGGGACGCCAUCUAUUGAUGCAGAAAUCUCAAGUUACUUCCUUGUUUGGAGCAGAUGUUCUUUGGGCAAAAGGGUAUACUGGUGCUAAAGUCAAAAUGGCCAUAUUUGAUACUGGAAUACGUGCCAAUCAUCCACAUUUUCGUAAUAUCAAGGAGCGAACCAAUUGGACCAAUGAGAAUACUUUGAAUGAUAACCUUGGACAUGGUACAUUUGUUGCUGGUGUUAUUGCUGGUGAGGAUGCAGAGUGUCUUGGUUUUGCACCAGAUACUGAAAUUUAUGCUUUUCGAGUCUUCACUGAUGCACAGGUGUCAUACACAUCCUGGUUCCUCGAUGCAUUCAACUAUGCCAUUGCUACUGAUAUGGAUGUGCUAAAUUUGAGCAUAGGUGGUCCUGAUUACUUGGAUCUUCCAUUUGUAGAGAAGGUUUGGGAGAUAACAGCAAACAAUAUCAUCAUGGUAUCUGCAAUUGGAAAUGAUGGACCACUUUAUGGCACCUUAAACAAUCCAGCAGAUCAAAGUGAUGUUAUUGGUGUUGGUGGUAUUGACUAUAGUGAUCACAUAGCUUCAUUCUCCUCACGUGGAAUGAGUACUUGGGAGAUUCCUCAUGGUUAUGGUCGUGUCAAACCAGAUGUUGUUGCAUAUGGACGAGAAAUUAUGGGAUCCAAGAUUAGUACAGGCUGCAAGAGUUUAUCAGGGACUAGUGUAGCAAGUCCUGUGGUGGCAGGUGUGGUAUGCCUGCUUGUCAGUGUUAUACCUCAGAACAAAAGAAAGGAGCUUCUAAAUCCAGCAAGCAUGAAACAGGCACUGGUUGAGGGAGCUGCUAAGCUUGCUGGUCCUAACAUGUAUGAACAGGGUGCAGGGAGAGUUGAUCUGUUAGAAUCAUAUGAAAUCCUGAAGAGCUACCAACCUCGAGUGAGCAUCUUCCCUAGUGUUCUUGAUUAUACAGAUUGCCCUUAUUCCUGGCCCUUUUGUCGUCAGCCACUCUAUGCUGGCGCUAUGCCAGUGAUAUUCAAUGCUACAAUUCUGAAUGGAAUGGGUGUCAUUGGCUACAUUAAAAGCCCGCCAACAUGGCAUCCUUCUGAUGAGGAAGGAAAUCUUCUAAGCAUUCAUUUUACUUACUCAGAAGUUAUUUGGCCAUGGACUGGUUAUUUAGCAUUGCACAUGCAAAUUAAGGAAGAGGGUGUUCAUUUUUCUGGAGAGAUUGAAGGCAAUGUAACUGUUACAGUAUUCAGUCCUCCAGCCCAUGGAGAGACAUUUCCACGAAGGAGUACUUGUAUGCUUCAUUUGAAAUUAAAAGUGGCUCCUACACCCCCUAGAUCAAAACGAGUUUUAUGGGAUCAGUUUCACAGUAUUAAAUAUCCUCCUGGAUAUAUUCCCCGAGACUCAUUGGAUGUGCGCAAUGACAUUCUUGAUUGGCAUGGUGAUCACCUUCAUACAAAUUUUCAUAUCAUGUUCAAUAUGUUACGUGAUGCUGGUUAUUAUAUUGAAACACUUGGUUCUCCUUUUACAUGCUUUGAUGCUCAGCAGUAUGGGACACUUUUGCUUGUUGAUCUUGAAGAUGAGUACUUCAAAGAAGAAAUUGAAAAGCUGAGGGAUGAUGUGAUUAACACUGGGUUAGGGUUGGCUGUAUUUGCUGAGUGGUAUAAUGUAGACACAAUGGUCAAGAUGAGAUUUUUUGAUGAUAACACAAGGAGUUGGUGGACACCAGUUACUGGAGGUGCAAAUGUUCCAGCUUUAAAUGAUCUUCUAGCCCCAUUUGGGAUUGCUUUUGGAGAUAAAAUUUUGAAUGGUGAUUUUUCUAUUAAUGGUGAGCAGAGUCGAUAUGCAUCUGGAACAGAUAUUGUGAGGUUUCCAAGAGGUGGAUAUGUUCACAGCUUUCCUUUCCUAGAUAGUUCAGAAAGUGGAGCCACUCAGAAUGUGUUGCUGAAUUCUGGCAUGAACAAGGCAGACUCCCCCAUUCUCGGCCUUCUAGAGGUUGGAGAAGGUCAAAUUGCUGUAUAUGGAGAUUCAAACUGUUUGGACAGCAGUCAUAUGGUUACCAAUUGCUAUUGGCUUCUCAAGAAAAUAUUGGAUUUUACCAGUUCAAACAUUAAAGAUCCAGUGCUUUUCUCUGAUUCUGCAAAGCAAGAUAAACCUUUGUAUGAAGAUGAUAACCAAUUGCCAUCUCGAAGAACUGAUGUAAAUUUCUCUACAUAUUCUGCUGUUGUGAGAAAGGAUUUACUCUGCCGGAGUGACUCUAGAUUUGAAGUGUGGGGAACCAAGGGGUACAAUCUACAUGUUAGGGGAAGGAACAGAAGACUGCCGGGCUAUCCCAUUAUUGAUCUGGGAAGAGGUUUAAACACCUCUGCAGAUGCCUCCAGAUCAAGGCGUUACAGGUCUACUGAGAAAAAAAAUAGUGGUGAUUCUUUUGGAAACAAGUACUUGGGACGGUGGUACAAAGAUGAGCUUGAUAUGCCUGUGCUGGUUCCUAGUCAUUGGCUCAUACCUCUGGUAGUCAUGGUUACAGGCAUUCUACUAUUUUUGAGCAUUUGGCGGAUACGACAGAGGCGAAGGAGGCGAAGGCGAACCGGCUCUGGUCGAUUGGCCAAUCUAUAGCCUUUCUGAUAACAUUCUCCUUUAACAACCUUACUGGGGCAAUGUUGCUUCUUUGAUAGUUUUCAUAGCAGCACGGUACACAGAUUGUAGCAAUUACUAUGAGUUCUUGUAUUAGCACAAAUUUUCACGGUAAUGAAAUGAGUUUUUUCGU
This is a messenger RNA of Rubroshorea leprosula, 3403 nucleotides long. The record is from the annotation of a GenBank genome assembly. NCBI's taxonomy places the organism in Eukaryota, Viridiplantae, Streptophyta, Magnoliopsida, Malvales, Dipterocarpaceae.